Messenger RNA from Syzygium oleosum, 952 nucleotides. RefSeq lists its product as uncharacterized. Lineage: Eukaryota; Viridiplantae; Streptophyta; Magnoliopsida; Myrtales; Myrtaceae. Bases 220 to 570 code for a protein of 116 amino acids. The record is from RefSeq and is a predicted model, not a curated record. The transcript is spliced from 2 exons.
UAGAACAAGAAGGGAGAGAGUCCACCGUCCGCGCGAAGGAACCCCACGCCAAUCUGUCGCGAUCGGCGAUGCUCUCCCCGACUCCAUUUCUCCCCUUCGUCGCACCGUUCCUCCGCUUCGCUAUGCAAGCCCCGAAUUCUCCGCCAUUGCCGAGUCCCCGAGCUCGAGGAGAUUGAAAGGCAAGGCGACCGAUCCCGCGCCGUCGCCGAUCAUCGUCGCAUGAACCAGCAGAGCAGGAGGGCAGCCAUGAUCACGCGAUCGAAUCUGGCGGAGCAGCUGAGGGAGUACCAGAUUCGAUCGAAGCACAAUUGGGCCACCGUCUCCUUCUUCUCCUCCACUUCCACCCCCUCCUCCUCGUCCAGGGUGGAUGUUGUGGUCUUUGUCAUAUGGGAGCUCAUCAUUUUAGCUUUUUUAGUUUUUUCAGCAGUUUCUUUAUACUUUAGACGAAUCCGAUUUGCUUUUAUCUUGGUAUGCCUCACAGUGCUGCUGCUCUUAUGCAUGAAAAUUGCGAAGAAAAUAAGAUCAGCUAGGAAAAAGAAGCGAAGGAUGCUUCUUCCUUUGUCCAUGUAGACAGGUUACGGAAAAAUAUGCAUGCUCACUUAGUUGUAUAAAGAUGAAAAUCUUAGGCUGUGCCUUCAUCCAUUAUCUUCUUGGCUAGUCGAAUAUGUUGGCAAGGAUCAUACAAGACAUAUGCCUUGGCGCAAACGGAUUGUAAGUGAAGUGCUCCUGUCACUCAAGGGAGAAAUGCUGAUUUUUUGGGUUGAGUUUGGUGAAUUGGUUUUAGGAAUAGUUCUGCUCGUGCUCCUUGUUGGCUAUAUACAAGCAGCCUCAUCAAAUUAUACUUGUACGAGUUUGCUUCAGGAUUUGACUUGAGAUGAUACCUGUGUCGGCACUCGAACUUUAAGGAGCUACCAAGCAAAGAUGUUAAUGAGAUAUUGAUUUUUCCGUGGUC